Messenger RNA from Baudoinia panamericana UAMH 10762, 351 nucleotides. RefSeq lists its product as uncharacterized. The annotation marks the transcript as partial. The transcript has a single exon. Gene Ontology annotation, cellular component: nucleus. Gene Ontology annotation, biological process: poly(A)+ mRNA export from nucleus. Lineage: Eukaryota; Fungi; Ascomycota; Dothideomycetes; Mycosphaerellales; Teratosphaeriaceae. The record is from RefSeq and is a predicted model, not a curated record.
GCCACGCAGAAACUCGCCAUCCUCCCGGAAGUCGUCCGGCUAAUGAACAAAAACACCAUUCAAUCCUCCCUCGUGGACCCCGAGAUCAACCUCCUCGAAGCCGUGCGUUUCAUGCUCGAGCCCGCGGACUUCGACGCCGCGUUACCAAACUACAAGAUCCAGCGCGAACUCUUCGCGAUCCUGAGUAAACUGACCAUGAAUAAAGAAGCCCUCGUCGCGAGCGGGAUAGGCAAAGUAGUCCUCUUCUACACCCGCUCCACCCAACCCCAACCGGACAUCAAACGCAUGGCCGAACGGCUAAUCUACGCCUGGAUGCGCGUCGUCCUCGGCCGCGACAAGUCAGACGGCGGC